UGUGACGUCGAAACUACGUCAUAGCGCUUGAAGAAAGCAGACUAGAAGAACCAAAACAAUGAGAUGUACAUGAUCUGACUGAACCGACGUGAUCUGCUGGCCGCUCCGCCUCUACAGUAAUGCGUUGUCAAUAAAAAUGGGAGGCAGCGGAUCCAAAACCAAAGGAGUCUGGCCUUUUAGCAGCUCAGGAGCUGCAGGAGAAGCUCCCGGUGAGGUCAACGAACAGUGUUUAGCACGUCUACGAGGCUCCAAGAACACAACACCGUUUGUCUUUACAAGGAGAAGUUCCUUGUAUUUCGAUGAAGAUGGAGAUCUGGCUCAUGAAUUUUAUGAGGAGACCGUGGUGACCAAGAACGGCAGAAAGAAAGCUAAACUGAAGAGAAUCCAGAAAAACCUUAUACCUCAGGGAGUCAUUCAGUUGGAUCACCCACGAAUCCACGCUGACUUCCCUGUCAUCCUGUGUGAAAUAUAAGCGCACAGACUCUGUGGGAAGUGUCAUGACUCUAGGAGCGUCACAAUCACUCAAGACUUCCUUCCACCUUCGGUGUUCUUCUGAAAGGAUGCUGUGGCUCUCUGUUACGACAGCGAGGGCAUUCUGCCCUUCACAUGGCUUUGACCAAAAACACGAAUCAUAUUUUCUGAUUUGUGUAUAGACAGCAGACAUACGAUGUCUUCUGUGAUGUACAGUAAGGAAUGCAUGUGCAGUGAGAGUGUGUAAGCAUGGAGCCUAAAGCAAUGCAGGGAUUGUACAUAAAUCACUCGUGUGUUUAAUGUCAUAUAUUCUGAUAUUCUGUUAUAUCAAAGUCUGACUCUGUUUUUUGGGUUGCAACCCAGAUCUGCACUUUUUUCUCAUUUAUUGUACAGUAAAUUAUGAAUUGAUAUACUUGAAUAAAAGGGUUUAGCAGAUUACAUUGUAGUAAUUAUGUAACUCAAUGUAAAUGUUUAUAAUAACAUGAAAUUACAGUCACAGUCCAUAAAGUGAAACAAAAUAUUCAGUGAGAAAAGACAGUGCUAAAAGGAAAUUGGAGACUGAGGAUGUUUAUUAAAUGAUUUACAAUUUGUCGGCACCAUAUCAGUUAUUAGUCGAUAUUAGAAUAAUUGAAUACAGCUGUAUAAGCUGAUAUUGGAUAUUUA
Messenger RNA from Sinocyclocheilus grahami, 1134 nucleotides. RefSeq names its product tumor suppressor candidate 2-like. The coding region runs from base 137 to 472 and encodes 111 amino acids. Gene Ontology annotation, cellular component: mitochondrion. The record is from RefSeq and is a predicted model, not a curated record. The transcript has 4 exons. Gene Ontology annotation, biological process: inflammatory response; regulation of mitochondrial membrane potential. NCBI's taxonomy places the organism in Eukaryota, Metazoa, Chordata, Actinopteri, Cypriniformes, Cyprinidae.